This is a messenger RNA of Drechmeria coniospora, 1704 nucleotides long. Its product is annotated as benomyl/methotrexate resistance protein. Gene Ontology annotation, biological process: transmembrane transport. The transcript is spliced from 2 exons. Bases 1 to 1704 code for a protein of 567 amino acids. The record is from RefSeq and is a predicted model, not a curated record. Gene Ontology annotation, molecular function: transmembrane transporter activity. NCBI's taxonomy places the organism in Eukaryota, Fungi, Ascomycota, Sordariomycetes, Hypocreales, Ophiocordycipitaceae.
AUGGGCACCAUCACCCGCAUCCUUUCACGGCCCGUCAACAAGCCGUUCCGAACGAAGCAUCUCCGUCAGCACGACAAAGAUGUGCCCCCUUACCUCAACGCCAACGGCAAUGUCGACUUCGGCCCCGGCGACGUCGAGAACCCGCACAACUGGUCGACGGCCCGCCGCUGGGGCGUCACCGUCGCUGCCGUCAUGCUCGUCAUGAACGCCACCUUUGCUUCUUCCUCCCCGAGCGGCUGCCUACCGAGCAUCGCCGGCGAGUUCGGAAUCUCCGUCGAGGCCGCCGGCCUCACCAUCAGCCUCUUCCUCCUCGGCUACUGUGCCGGCCCGCUCGUUUUUGCGCCUUUGAGCGAGCUCUACGGCCGCCGCUGGAUCUUCUACAUCACCUUCACCCUCUACAUUGCCUUUAAUUUUCUCUGCGCCUUCGCUCCGACCUUUGCAAGCCUCCUCGUCGGCCGCUUCAUCACCGGAACGCUCGUCUCCGCGCCCUUGAGUAACGCUCCCGGCGUCCUCGCUGACCUCUGGGACCCGCUCGAGAGAGGCAACGCCAUGGCCGGCUUCUCUGCCAUGGUCUGGAUCGGCCCCGCUCUCGGGCCCGUCAUUUCCGGCUUUCUCCAGCUCACGAGGAACUGGCGAUGGAGCUUCUACGUUCUCAUCUGGCUCGGCGCCGCUACCUGGCUCCUCAUGCUGACCAUACCCGAAACGCACGGCCCAACCAUCCUCCGUCACAAAGCCGAGCGCAUCCGCGAGGCCGCCCUGCCCGGCUACGAGGACGUCAAGGCCCCUGCCGAGGAGCAGGACCGAUCCCUCCGAACCGUCUACAAGGUGGCCUUGACGAGGCCAUGGAUUAUCCUCUUCGACCCCAUCUCCUUCCUCUGUGCCAUUUAUCUGGCCGUCGUCUACACCUUGCUUUACAUGCUCUUCAGCAUCUACCCCAUCGUCUUCCAGGAGAAGCGCGGAUGGAACGCCGGUGUCGGCCAGCUGCCCUUGAUCGGAACCGUCGUCGGCGCCGUCAUCGGCAGCCUCGUCGUCCUCUACGAUACCCGACGCCACGUCAAGAAGGUCGAGAACGGUACGCUCAGCGUCGCCGAUCUGGAGCCGGAGCAUCGCCUGCCGCUCGGCAUGGUCGGCGGCGUCGGCUUCGCCAUUACCAUGUUCUGGCUCGCCUGGUCGGCCGAGUUCAAUUCCGUCCACUGGAUCGUUCCGACCCUAGCAGGCGUCUUCCUCUCGGCCUCCCUGCUGCUCAUCUUCGUCGCCUACCUCGGCUACCUCGUCGAUACGUACCUCAUGUACGCCGCUUCCGCCAUCGCCGCCAACACCAUCUUCCGCUCUGCAUGUGGUGCGGCCGCACCGCUCUUCACGCACCAAAUGUUUGACGCCAUGGGUGUUGGCGGUGGAGGUAGCCUCAUCGCCGCCGUUGCGACCGUCCUAGCCAUCAUCCCCUUCAUGUUCUACAAGUACGGCAAGCGCAUCCGCGCCCGUAGCAGGUUCGCGCCGACCAAGGCGAAGAUGGAGCUGAAGGUGGCGGACGAAGAGGCUCCGCGUGCAACGGAUGUUGACUCUGGGAGUCAGUCCCACGGCGAGAGCGAAGUGAGUUCAACAGCACCGACGAAGCCGAGUACGCCGCCCGGGGGGGAGGGUGAGCUUGAGCGGAUUGACGUAGCCCCUGUCCCGAGCGCAGGAGAAAAAGAGACAGCCGGUUGA